UCCGGGAGCGCGCACCGCUGGGAGCCGCGGUCGGGGGCGCGCAGGCCGGCGUCUCCAGCUGCGGUGGCAGCGAUGGCGGCGGCGGCCUCGCAACGAGACCCGGGGGACUGGCAAGACUUCUCGGGCUUCCAGCCCUCAACGGGAAGCGGCCCCGAAGCUUCCCGCGACAAAGGCGGCUGGGGCGGCGGGGAUCUCGGGGCGAAGCUGUCCCUAUGUUUCGAGCCCCCGCAGCCCCGGGCUGGUGGCUGCGAGAGCCGCGUUCCGCUGCGGCCCCUCACGGAGCAGAACGCCCUGCAGGACGAUGAGAUUUGGAAUGCUCUGACUGAUAAUUAUGGUAAUGUAAUGCCUGUUGACUGGAAGUCUUCCCACACCAGGGCUUUGCACUUGCCAACGCUGAAUCUUUCAGAAAAAGGGGUAAAUGAUAAUUUGAACCUUGACCUGUCAGAUGAUGAAGAGCUGAGAGAACAAUUGGAUAUGCAUUCUAUAAUUGUUUCCUGCAUCAAUGAUGAACCACUCUUCACAGCAGAACAGGUGAUUGAAGAAAUAGAGGAAAUGAUGCAGGAAUCACCCGAUCCAGAAGAUGAUGAAACACCCACACAAUCAGAUCGGCUCUCCAUACUUUCCCAGGAAAUUCAGACACUCAAGAGAUCCAGUACAAACAACAGCUAUGAAGAGAGAGUAAAAAGACUGACUGUUGCUGAGUUAAAUGAACUGCUAGAAGAAAUUGAGACUGCUAUCAAGGAUUAUUCUGAGGAACUGGUACAGCAGUUGGCUCUACGAGAUGAGUUGGAGUUUGAGAAGGAAGUGAAAAACAGCUUCAUUUCUGUCCUUAUUGAAGUACAAAACAAGCAGAGAGAACACAAAGAAACAGCAAAGAAGAAAAAGAAGCUGAAAAAUGGUAGUCCUCAGAACGGCAAACAAGAGAGAGGUCAUAUGCCUGGAACACGCUUCAGCAUGGAAGGGAUCUCAAAUGUCAUACAGAAUGGCUUCCGCCACACGUUUGGAAACUCAGGUGGAGAGAAACAGUACUUAACAACUGUGAUUCCUUAUGAGAAGAAAAAUGGGCCCCCCUCUGUUGAAGACCUUCAAACAUUAACUAAAAUCUUACAUGCCAUGAAAGAGGAUAGUGAGAAAGUGCCAAGCUUGUUAACAGACUAUAUUUUAAAGGUUCUGUGUCCUACAUGAAGAGGGCUGCCUUUCAGAAUUAAUGAUACUCCUUCCUGUAAUGAGAAGCUUUCCAUGGAUAUAACUCAGUAUUUUGUCAUUUGGCACUAUAUCUAAACCAGUAUGUAUUUACCUCUUCUCUUAUGUGUGUGGAUUUUCUGAUUCUACAGUAAGUCUUCUGAGCAUGACAACUCAUCCAUUUUAACUUAAUAGUGCAAUGAACUGGAGCAGGGAACAAACAUUGUACAGUUUUACUCACAUUCUUCUGGCUUUUAAAGUCUAUUUUUACAUUGUGUAGCAUCUAGUAAAUUCUCCUGCACAUUUUGUUGUUGGAAGGAGAAAUAAACUUUGAAUAGUGUAAAUAAAAUAAGCCUAGUUUUAAGGAAUCUGUGCUUAAUAGCAUCCUUAGUUCUUAUAGCAAAGAUCUGGAAAGGAUUGUAAUUGGGCUAUGACUAAAAGAUUCAGGUGAGUUCUCCAGGAACUCCAAAGCAGUGUUGGUGGAAGUCAGCAUUCAGAACUUCUUUUAAUAAAGAAAUUUUGCUUGAACUAUUCAACAGUGUAUUGUUCACACAGUGAACAAAUCCAGAUUCUUUGAUGGUUUGAGAAAAGUAAUUGGUGUGUUGCCUGUCCUUGUUAUCUUCACACAAACACCUGAAUAAUGUAAUAUUUCAUCCUUGUUUUUGUUUUAAUUACUAAUGUUCAUGUGGCUUAGAUAUCCUCUCAUCUUGCUGCUAUAAUUUUACUGUUUUUAAUAAGUGUUUGAUCUUAAUGAAAAUGCUUGUGUGUAAACUUUUAAAAAGGCUAUAUCUUUUUAAAAAUACAUGUACAGUUUGAAAAACUUGAACAUGGGUUCCCAGCUAGUAUUAUAUUGAGAUGUUGGUUGUUGUGUAUCUAAAUUUUACUACAAAUCUCUCUUGUAAAUUGUAUGCACUGACUCCUCUGCGAUGAUAUAUAUGCAUUCAAACAGAUGAGAAUGUAUUUUAUGAGUCCUGUACAGCAUACCCCAUAAUCUCAGCACUGAAUACCUGUAACAAAUAAUUUUGCCAGUCUUAAAGAUCAGAUUGAAAUAUAAGGAUUACUAAUAACAGUAAAGGAAUCACCAUUGAUUGUACACCCAGAUUUAUAUAGUUUCUAUGUGAAGGCUCUGGAAGAUGAGGUUUUUAAAGAGAUGAACAUGUAUUUUCUUCAAACAUUUUUUUAUUUCAGGUCUUCACCCUUUUUGUUAGUUGAGGUCAAUUUGCUCCUGUAUACCUUGUGCCACUGCUUUAAUACUCAUUUUAUCAUCGUAACCAAAUACUCGUUUUCAUCUGUAAAACACAUUCUCUUUGAAAACAGUUUUCAGAAUGCUUCUCUUUUUUCUAAAGGCCUCAAUAUUUUUGUCUCUUGUGCCUUUUUCAGCCAGUGAAGUUCUCAGCUAAAAAAUUUUUCUUCCUCCCUGUCCCCUCACUUGACCACCAGUAGUUCCUUGCCAGCCUGCUCAGGGAUAAUAGAUCCUCUGCAUAAGUGUGUCAUAUGUGAGGAAUUUUGGUUGUUGUUGCUUUAUUCUACUUAAUUUGUUGUUUCUGUAACAAGAAAGCUUCCAUUUGUUUCUCUAGCUGAUGUGUUCUGAACUCCUUAUGGUGUGCUUUUUCUAUAGAAGCUCUUGAUGUUGACUGUUGAUGCCUGGUACCUGGCAAAGGGGUUACCCUUCUUUGCUUAAUUUUUUUAAAAAAGAAAGACCACAUCUCACAGUGAGAUCAAUUCAGAGGUUUUUCAAUCUGCUUUUGAGGCUCAAGGUGACAAGAUUAAACAAAAGAAAAAUUUUGUGGUGUUGUAGCAAAUCUUGAAUGACUUCAAAUUGCAAAAUACUCAAAGAACUGGGAGAAAAAAAGAAGCUUGAAAGAAAGAAGAAAACCCAACACUAAAGACCAGAAACAGCUUCAGUGAGGUCAGCAUCUGCCUGAGCAUCAGACUAAACAUUUUAUGAAUAGUACCUGUUCAACUUGUAUGUAGAAUCCUGGCAUUACACAGCAGCUGCCAAAAAUGGCAAAUACUGUAUAUUUACGCACCUUUAUAUGUACAUGAAAAAUAGAUUACAAAACAGAGGAAUAAAAAAAAAACCCAUGCAAAUCUGC
Messenger RNA from Calypte anna (Anna's hummingbird), 3278 nucleotides. RefSeq names its product fasciculation and elongation protein zeta 2 (gene FEZ2). NCBI's taxonomy places the organism in Eukaryota, Metazoa, Chordata, Aves, Apodiformes, Trochilidae. The record is from RefSeq and is a predicted model, not a curated record. The transcript is spliced from 9 exons. Gene Ontology annotation, cellular component: cytoplasm; axon. The coding region runs from base 73 to 1185 and encodes 370 amino acids.